AAAAUGCUAACGCAAGUUAAGUUACUUAUGUGCUCGUAGUCUCGUACAUUUGACAACAAAUAAAUUGCAAAUUUUAUUUAUUUAUUUUUUUAAGAAGACGCCCAAUAACAUUCUUCAUAUCAAAACACACUAUUAUUUGAGAACUAGCAGCUGAAAAUCAUUGGUAAAUCGCUUUUCCCAAUGAGAAAGUCAUUUAUUCAAAACUCCCUCAUUUCAUCCCCUGACGGACGAGCCGCUGUUAAGAUUCUUUGUAGAAUUUGUCUUUGUUUCACUUGUAAUCUCUUCUCGAUUGUUAGCUCAAACUCUAAAGAGGGUUGAUGAGGGUUGCAUAUUGUGUUACGAUCAGCAUGUGUUCGUGGAAAUGUCGCAAAAGAAAUCUAACCCAUUAAGGACCUCAAACCGAGCUUCCUCUUCCUUCGGUGCUUUGGCGUUGGAGUUUCAUUCUCUCAAUGAGCUCCGAUCAAUGAGUUGCAUUCUGGUUAUCGUGCAAAUUUCUUGUUCGUGGCUCGUGGGCAGGCGAUGAUUCCUAUCCAUCAGAUAUAUGGGAGAUCCCUGUAUAAUUGGUUUGGGAGAUCCUAACAUGGCUUCCGAUAAAAUCAAUGAUGAGAUUCAAGUUCCUCUUUUUUUUGAGCCAUUUCAACUGCCCACAGAAAGGUACCGUUUUUUCCUACUGGAGCUUGGAUGGCAACCAAAGUUUAUGUCGCACCGAAAGUGUGAAUGGCUUGGUAUGUUUUUAUGAUUUGUCUGUUUGAAAUGGUUAAGCAUAGAGUACACUUACUGCAGGCCUAAGAAUAUAUACAGAACUUUUUCCAAAUUUAUUUUCCAAGAAAGGAUGCAGGAAAGCUUGAUCAAGCAAUGAAGGAUUUCUAAUUUUCUAACAUUCAUUGGGAUGAUAACAAAUUUAUAGCAGCUUUCUAGUGCACAUAAAAAUCACUUGGUUGCUUGUGAAUUUGAGAGCAGGACACCAUCGACAAUUUUUUCAUAGAAAUUCUUGUAAGACGAUCCUUCAGGACUAGCUGCAGUCUCAGUCAAUUUCUUCCAUUUCAGGGCUGUUUCCUUCAACUUCUUCCCCUUUUCCCCAACCAUCAACUCCUUCACUAGUCUCUCAAUUUCAUCUCUGUUGACCUCAGCUAGUUCCAUCCCAAUCCCCCAUUUGUUGCAACAGAACCAGCAGUUUGUCGGUUGUUCAGCGAAAGCUGGCCAACAAAUCGUCGGCACGCCUGCGCCGAUACUUUCAAGGAUCGAGUUCCAUCCGCAAUGUGUCAAAAAUCCUCCGACCGAUGGAUGCCUUAAGAUCUUUUCUUGGGGACACCAAUUUGAUACUAAGCCUCUUUCUUUAGUUUCAGCUUCAAAUUCUGCUGGAAGAACCGUGGCAUCACCGAUCACGAGAUCAGGCCUAAGACACCAUAGGAAUCCAUGUUUGCUAUUUGCGAGUCCCCAAGCAAAUUCUAUCAGCUGCUGUGAAGUCAUCCGAGCUAUACUACCAAAAUUCACAUAAACUACUGAGUUGGGUUCUUUGCUAUCUAGCCAUUCCAGACAACCAGAUUCUUCUUUCCACAGAUUCAAUCGAAUUGAUUUCAGUUCUUCAGGUUCUGGGCUUUGCCUUUCCAGCAAAUGAAGUGGACCGAUAGGGUAAAUCGGCGGAAACAGGGGAGCAAGCGCUUCUAAAACCUCCUUCUCUAAGACAUCAAUGGUGUUUAAGAUUAUUGCAGAUGCCCUCUUUGAAUUAGCAGCUUCGUUGAUUGCAAAAUUCAGCAUUACGUCUUUCGGAUUCGUCGUCCGGAUAAAAGUAGGAAGAUCCUUCAAUCUUAUGCCCUGCAUCCCUGGAAUCCAAUCUAUCACUCUAUCUAAAUACCCAUUUGUCAAAUCCUCCUCUCCUUCAAAGUCAAUAUCAAAUAUAUAUGUCAACAAAACAUGUCAAAAUGCAAGUAAAAAACUGUCAAUAAAAUUUGACCCAGAAAUGAGAAAAAACCAAUCAUCUUUUUUUUUUGGGUUUGGUUCAUUUGAAAGGUACAAGAUUUUACCUUUCAGUGGUGUGAAGCCUUUUUCAACGAGUUUACGAUAAAAAGCGUAGCUGAGAAAGCCACAAGCACUAGGAGUCCAAAACAGAACAUUUGGGACGCCGAGUUCUUCCGCCACAGUUAGAGUAAAGCUCAUGACCCCAUCGGAAACUAUGCAGCUCACCGGAGGAAUGCCGUUAGAGGACGAGGAAUUGAGUUGCUGAAUCAGUUUUCUAAACGGGGCUAAGCAAUUUUUGGGUAUAGAUUCACAGAGCUUCCAAGCAUCUUGUGCAACUUCUUCGUCGACAAGGGGAAGACCAUCGGGGAUGGCGGCGAAUUGGAAUGACGGGUGGCCUUCAAGGGCGGCGGGGCCAUGGGAACGGAGGAGCCACCGCCGGUUGUAUUCGGUGUUGACGAAGGUGAUGUGGAAUCCUCUGGCGUAAAGGAACUUUGCGAUUUUGAGGAAGGGGAAAAGAUGGCCCUGAGAUGGGUUCGGAACAAUGACGGCAUGGGGCUUCUGGUUAUGCUUCCGGGCUGAUUCCAUUGUUUCCGUUGAAGUUUCGAGAACUGAGGAAUUCUUGAUGACGAAUGGUUUUGGUGCAAUGCAACAAUGAUUGGGCCUUCUACUCACUGCAUUAUUGGAAUGGACUAUUUGAUUGAAGUUAACAAAAUAGGGGGCAAAAUUGCUAGCCUGAUUAUUACUCCAUAAUCACAUUGUGUUAUGUGUGUCGAAUGUUGAUUACCUCCUAAUUAACCUGACCCGAAUCACAAUGUCGGACUCCUACCGCCGGCCACCUAGAGCCUCCGCCACUGUCCUCCUGGCCCACCAGAAAAGCUGUCGGGAAAGCUUGUUCAGUUUUUCUCUCUGUUUUUGUGUUGGAAAAAACGUGCAUUAAUGCUACAGUUAGCUCUUUCACAUCCCACUUCCGAUUGUCCCAUCAUCGCAUUAUUAUAUCUCAAUUAGUUUUGGUUCUAAUCUAUUCUGAUGUUUUGGCGGGAAAGUUGUAAUGUGGUCUGUAAAUUGUGAGAGUGAAACAGUUGAAAAAGGAUGAAGUUUUGCAGGGAAUGCUGACUGCCCAAAGGCCAAAAAAUGGUGACUGAAUAUUGACAAAAAUCAUAACGCCAACUAACCAACAACAUAUUGAAUGCUCCCCGAAGACUUGGCAUCUCUGAAGACCACAAGGGUGUCUCUACCAGGAAGUCAAACAAUUCUGCAAGACUCGGUCUCCAUGGCCAAAGAAGAAGUAAAAAGCAAGAAGAAUCACGUCAACUUUGAUGACAUUAAUUUAUCAGUCUCUCUAAGUAUUUGCACUUUGUCGACGUACACAGGUCCAAACUUCAUUCUCUUUUCUCAAGUUUUCAUCCUUUGUUGGGAUUUUCAAAAAAUUUUGAAUAACCCUUUCCUCCUCUGAUCCCAUGCAUAAAGUUACAGCUUUUACUGUGAAAAUUCUCUAAGUCUAGCUUAUUAUUCAACUGGGGGGUAUUGAUAUCUCAGAAUUAUUAUUGAACUGAUAGAUUCUUAGGAUGCUGGAAUCAAGAAUUUCAUUUCGUGGUGUGAGUAUGAUUGUGGGAUUUUUCUGGCUUCUGUUUCUGGUUGGAAUAGGCGGCCAGGUUACAGAUCCUGUAGAAGCCAAAGCGUUGCGUGCUCUCAAGCAAAAUUUGAUAGAUCUAAGUGGUGUUCUCAGCGGCUGGAGCAGUGGUGAUCCGUGUGCUUCUAGUUGGAAAGGAGUUGUGUGCUUUGAUAGACCUGUUAUUAAUGGCCAUCUUCAUGUCAGUGAAUUGCACCUACUGAACAUGAAUCUGUCUGGAAGCUUGCCCCCAGAGCUCAGUGAUUUAGCUUACCUGAGAAUAUUGGAUGUCAUGUGGAACUACAUUACUGGACACAUACCAAAGGAGAUAGGGCGAAUGACUAACUUGGAAAUGCUACUCCUGAGUGGAAAUAAACUAACUGGUUCCUUGCCAGAAGAGAUUGGUAAUCUUGAAAACUUGGUAAGGUUACAGAUCGACCAGAACCAAAUAUCUGGAGCAAUACCUAAGUCAUUCUCGAACUUGAAGAAUGCAAAACACAUCCACUUGAAUAAUAACACCCUUACUGGGCAAAUCCCACCUGAGCUGUCUGGACUUCCAAAUCUUCUCCAUCUGUUUCUUGACAAUAACAAUUUGUCAGGGUAUCUUCCGCCGGAGCUGUCUUUACUCACCAGUUUACUCACACUUCAAGUUGAUAAUAAUAAUUUCAGUGGGACUUCGAUACCAGAUAGUUACAAGAAUCUAACCCGAAUAUUGAAACUGAGUUUCAGGAAUUGCGGGUUGACAGGGCCGAUCCCAGACCUGAGCGAUAUGGUUAACCUUUUGUUUAUCGAUUUCAGCUUCAAUGAGCUCAGCGGAUCCAUACCACAGGGUCAUAUCUCUAGAAAUAUCACAACUAUUGUUUUAUCAUACAACAAGCUUAACGGGUCAAUUCCAGCAAACUUUUCUAGCCUUCCAUACUUGCAGAGAUUGUUGCUUGCAAACAAUUCGUUUAGUGGUUUAGUUCCUUCAUUCAUUCGGUCAAAUACUACUUCGUCUGAUCCUGAAACACUUAUUAUCGAUUUGCAGAACAAUAGGUUGUCAGAUAUCACGAGCAAAUUUGUGCUCCAUCCAAAUUUCACUUUAAGGCUUCAAGGAAACCCAGUUUGCAAAUACCCCAACCUAACUAAGAUCUGUUCAACCCAAGGCGAAGAUUACAGUUCUAUCUCGAAAAAGAAAUCCAGUAAUUUUUGUCCUCCUCAAGCAUGUCCAUCUCCUUAUGAGUUUGCACCAGGAUCCUCGGUCUCUUGCUAUUGUGCUUUACCUCUCCUUGUUGGUUAUCGAUUGAAGAGUCCUGGAUUCUUGGAUUUCACACCUUAUAUGGAUCAGUUUGAGGUGUAUCUGAGCUCAAAUUUGCAAGUACAAAGUUUUCAGCUUGAUAUUGACUCUGCUGCAUGGCAAGCAGGCCCUCGCUUGAGGAUGUACUUGAAGAUUUUUCCAGUAUAUGAUAAUGUCUACUUCUCCAUAUUCAGUAAGAGCGACGUGCUACGAAUUCAGACAAUGUUCCAAUCUUGGGAGAUUCCUGAGGCUGACAUUUUUGGUCCACCUGAACUUUUAAACUUGACUCUAUCAGGGCCUUAUAAUGAAGUAAUUUCUCCUUCAGGUUCUGGUUUAAGUAAGAUUGCACGAGCUGGGAUUAUUUCAGGGGCUGUAGUCACUGCAGCUCUAGUGUGUGCUUUGAUGGCAUGGCUUGUUUUCAGAUUCUAUCGUAGGAAACAUCAUGCAGCUUCAAAAGUGCCAAAGACUUGCAUCAAAAUUGAUGGUGUGAAAGAUUUUACUUACCAAGAAAUGAUACUUGCUACCAAGAACUUUGAUGGCUCUAGCCAAGUAGGACAAGGUGGUUAUGGAAAAGUCUAUAAAGGUGUUCUAAAUGAUGGAACGAUUGUUGCAAUUAAGCGUGCUCAAGUGGGAUCACUGCAAGGCGAAAGAGAAUUUCUAACAGAAAUUGAGCUGCUGUCGAGGCUACAUCAUAAAAACUUGGUCUCGCUAAUUGGAUAUUGUGCCGAGGAAGGGGAACAGAUGUUGGUGUAUGAGUUCAUGCCAAAUGGUACCUUGAGAGAUCACCUUUCUGGGAAGUAUGAAGAACCUCUUAGUUUUGCUUUAAGAUUGAGAGUUGCAUUAGGUUCAGCCAAGGGUGUCCUUUACCUACAUACAGAAGCUAAUCCGCCAAUAUUUCAUCGAGAUAUAAAAGCAAGCAACAUCCUCUUGGACUCUGAUUUGACGGCCAAGGUUGCAGACUUCGGACUUUCGCGGCUUGCUCCAAUUCCUGACACUGAAGGAUUUGUCCCUGCUUAUGUAUCUACAGUUGUCAAGGGAACUCCAGGAUACCUUGAUCCAGCCUAUUUCCUAACCCAUCAACUUACAGACAAAAGUGAUGUUUAUAGCCUUGGUGUCGUGUUUCUGGAGAUAUUAACAGGAAUGCCAGCAAUAAUACACGGCAAAAACCUUGUCAAGGAGGUACAUGUCGCAUGUUCGUCUGAUAUGAUGUUGGAAAUCAUCGAUAAAAGUAUGGAUUCUUAUCUGCCCAAUUGUGUGGAGAAGUUCAUGACUCUUGCUCUCAAAUGCUGUGAAGAAGAGACAAAUGCUCGUCCUUCGAUGGCUGAAGUUGUCAGAGAACUUGAAGAUAUAUGGGCACUUAUGCCAGAAUCAGAAGCCAAGCCACUUGAAUCCUCGUCAGUGAGCCCUGUUGUAUAUUUAGCUUCUUCUCCAAUGACUAUGAGAAACCCUUACAACUUGUCUGAUGAUUUCAACUGCAGAUACCCUGGUAGUGAAAGUAUUUCCACACUUACUCCUAGGUGAUCAUUUUUGUUUCCUUCUCUUAGAGUCUAACUCUCAACAUUCUUUAGUAACUAACAGACUGCAUUAGUAGUUCUUGCAUUUUCCCACUGAACAUUAAACCUGCUCAAGAUUGUACCUUAUGGAGCUCGUUUUAGACAUGAAGAUUUAACGUCCAUGGUUUGCUCUCUUAUACUAAUAUUUUGUGUAACUUCUACUAUUAGCUUGCUCUUUCAGAUCAAUGCUGUCUUCACAUUAGGCAAAUAGAAACACAUUUUCGCUUUUUU
This is a messenger RNA of Oldenlandia corymbosa var. corymbosa, 6628 nucleotides long. Lineage: Eukaryota; Viridiplantae; Streptophyta; Magnoliopsida; Gentianales; Rubiaceae. The record is from the annotation of a GenBank genome assembly.